This is a messenger RNA of Scomber scombrus (Atlantic mackerel), 1690 nucleotides long. Its product is annotated as THAP domain-containing protein 5-like. The coding region runs from base 87 to 1472 and encodes 461 amino acids. Lineage: Eukaryota; Metazoa; Chordata; Actinopteri; Scombriformes; Scombridae. The transcript is spliced from 5 exons. The record is from RefSeq and is a predicted model, not a curated record.
GUUGGAGCAGCCAGCUGCACACACGCGGAGAUAGAUAACAAACAGUAACAACAACCCCUGAGACUCUACCUGAGGACUCACCUGAGAUGCCAAAAUACUGUUCAGCCCCGAACUGUAAGAGCGACUCCGGCAGCGGCAGCGACAGGAGGAGCUUUUACAAGUUCCCUCUACAGGACCCAGACCGGCUGCAGCAGUGGCUCAGGAACAUGGAACGCGAGAACUGGAUCCCGUCUCGACACCAGUACAUCUGCCACGAGCAUUUUGCGCCUUCGUGCUUUAAAGUGCGAUGGGGCAUUCGUUACCUUGAGAGCGAUGCAGUACCCACUGUCUUCCAGAAGGCUGAGAAACGGAAAGCCAUGGAUCUCACUGAGAAGAAACCAAAAGUGCUUCGAGCCAACAACAGUAAUCAAAGCGUAACAGUGUUGGAUGACAGGGCGGUGGCUAAUGACGCCGUAGAUGCAGAAAGCGUGUUGCAUACGGUGCACCUGUAUGAGAUCACUGUCGACUCAGCGCAGCAGGGUGAAACCAGCCCGGUGGAGUCAGGCGAUGUUGAAGAACCUGACAGAUCUCUGCAGACAGACAUGAAUCAUCAAUGGGCUUCUGUAAAUGGUUUCAACGCUGGUGCAAACUUCCCGUUAACUUUGAUCCAGUCAGUAGAUGAUCUAAGUGACCACGGUGAGAACACAGAGGUGGUGGUGAUGUCCGAAUGUACUGCUGGUGAGAGCCAAGAGGAGCUUAUGAAUGGGAUCACCGCUGCCAUUUUAACUCAGGGCCAGCGGCUAGUGAUGAAUGACUCCACACUUGGCUGCACAGAUGCGACCUCUCUCUGCGUCGAAGAUAUAACUUACACGACGGAGGAGUUCUCCGACAUCCUAGAAGGCCACGAAACGCAAGUCAUCGCCUACUUUGAGAAAAUUCCAAACGUUUUUCCCUCCGAAACCUCUCAGUUCACGCUCUCCCCGGAGACCGUGCUGUCGUCGGCUCUGAGCUCAAAGCCCAUUACGUCAACUCUGCCUAUAGUGUCCAAACAUGUGUCACCGUCGCCCACGUCCCUGGUCCUCACUGUGGAAAGGCUUGACACGGAGGGGGAGGAGGGAGACAACAACUGCAUGCCAGAGGAGGACGGCACAGAGAGACAGGAACACCAGCUGGAGGAGCACUGCUACCAUAAGAACAGUCUGAGUAAGGAGCAGCUGGAGGCGAUCGUGGCCGAGCUGCAGAAAAAGGUGAAAGUGCUGCAGCAGCGACACCGCCGCCACCUGGAGAAGCUUCUGGGCCUGGAGAACACAGUGAGCCAGCUGAGACAAAACAACCUGCUGAACGAAGAGCGACUGCAGCUGCUGGAGAGGGCUUACAUACAGACCAGUGCAGCAGUGUCAGACGCCGAUCAGACUGUGGCCAUCAUCUAUGAGGAAGAUGACGGUGCAUAUUUGUACACUCCACUGCUGAAUGAUGCAGAGGAAAUGCUGUGAGGUGUCUAAAAAAUCUAUAGAUAUGUGUCUAAUACUGUUGAAAACAAAAUGCUACCUAAUUUAGUUUUUUUUUUCCUUUUUCUAAUAACUGAAUGAAAUCUGUAUAAAAUGCGGGAGUUUGGUGGUUGAUAUGCUGUUUAGCUUUGCACAAAUACUGAUGAGUAAUUUAGGACAAUAUUGAAUGUGUUUUUUUUAAGGUUUUCACUUCUUUCCUCCAA